AUGCCGCCUGUAUAUACAGAUUCCGUCAUCCCCGAAGCUCCUCCGGCCACCAUUCCAAAUGCGGGCUCGCGCAGCGACGGCUUCAGUCCUGCCGCCAUCAUCGGCAUCGUAGUUGCCAUCCUUUUCCUGCUGCUUUUGGUUCCCUUGAUCGCCAUCCUAUUACGUCGAUAUGAAAGCACUCGACUACGCGAAACGCCAAAAAGUUCUGGAAGCAGCCUUGCCAGUCUCCGCAGCCACAGCCACAGCCACAGCCAAGAAGAACAACCAAAUCUCGGAAGCAUCCUCGUCACAAAAGAACUACUACGCUCCAGUGUGAGGAUGGAACGGGUCGACUCUGGGAUAAACCGACCGGAUCAGAUAUAUGGCAACGGGCGGGAUCGGACAAGAGGAUGGAGUGUCACUGAAGUUCGAGGUGGAGAGUUAAACAAGUGA
Messenger RNA from Pyrenophora tritici-repentis Pt-1C-BFP, 432 nucleotides. RefSeq lists its product as uncharacterized. NCBI's taxonomy places the organism in Eukaryota, Fungi, Ascomycota, Dothideomycetes, Pleosporales, Pleosporaceae. The record is from RefSeq and is a predicted model, not a curated record.